CCCGCCCUCCCCGCGAUGGCGGAAAGCGGCGCGGAUCCACCCGUGGCCUCGGCUGGCAGCGGCGUCGGCGUCGCGAGCGCGGAGACGGCGCCCAAGAAGGCGGGCUCGGCGGUGGGGCCCGUGGAGAUGAGCCGCGCCGAGAACCUGCAGCGCAUCGCGCAGAGGAAGGCGCAGGUGCGCGGCUACGCGCACAGCAAGAAGCUGGAGAAGCUGGGGGUCUACUCGGCCUGCAAGGCCGACGACUCGUGCAAGUGCAACGGCUGGAAGAACCCCAACCAAGCGCCGAACCCUCCCACUGUGGACGUGCAGCAGCACAACGUCGCCUCACUCAGCGAUCCCUGCCGCAGCUGUAAUCACGUCCUCGCCGACCAUGUGUCUCACCUGGAGAACGUGUCGGAAGAGGAGAUGAACCGGUUGCUGGGCAUCGUGGUGGACGUGGAGAACCUCUUCAUUUGUGUCACCAAAGAGGAGGACGCCGACACUAAGCAGGUCUUCUUCUACCUCUUCAAGCUUCUCAGGAAGUGCAUCCUGCAAAUGAGCAAGCCCGUGGUGGAGGGGCCACUGGGAAGCCCGCCCUUCGAGAAGCCCAGCAUCGAGAAGGGCGUGGCCAACUUCGUGCAGUACAAGUUCAGCCACCUGCCGCCCAAGGAGCGGCAGCCCAUGUACGACCUCGCCAAGAUGUUCCUGCGCUGCCUCAACUACUGGCGGCUAGAGACGCCCUCCCACCGGCGCGCCCGUGCCCAGACGGACGAGCUCUCCGCCUACAAGGUCAACUACACAAGGUGGCUGUGCUACUGCAACGUGCCGCAGUUCUGCGACAGCCUGCCCUGCUACGACACCACGCAGGUGUUCGGCCGCACGCUGCUGCGCUCCAUCUUCCCCGUGAUGCGGCUGCAGCUGCAGGAGAAGUUCCGCAAGGAGAAGGACAAACUCCCGGCGGAGCAGCGCACGCUCAUCCUCACGCACUUCCCCAAGUUCCUGUCCAUGCUUGAGGAGGAGGUAUACAGCUCCAGUUCUCCAAUCUGGGACGCCGAUUUCUCAGGCUCCGACGUCGCUGGCGCUCAGGCCGCUCUGCAGGCAGUGUCUGGAAGCCAGGGCCUCGGGACCCCCACGUCCAACCGGCAGUUCAGCUUCCAGUCGGGCGUGUCGUGUGUCACCGGCGAGCCGUCCAGCGCUAGCGGACUCAGCCCUGGCGUGCUCAGCCCCUGGAGGAAGGGGGAGGAAGGCGGCGCGGCCGGUGAGAAGCGCAAACUCGACGAGUCAAUGACUCUGGAAGAUGCCAAGAGGCAGCGGGUGAUGGGCGACAUCCCCAUGGAGCUGGUGAACGAAGUGAUGUCCACCAUCACGGACCCCGCCGCUAUGCUGGGGCCCGAGACGAGCCUGCUGUCGGCGCACGCGGCCCGCGAUGAGGCGGCGCGCAUGGAGGAGCGGCGCGGCGUCAUCGAGUUCCACGUGGUGGGGAACUCGCUCUCGCAGAAACCCAACCGCAAGAUCCUCAUGUGGCUCGUGGGGCUGCAGAACGUGUUCUCGCACCAGCUGCCGCGCAUGCCCAAGGAGUACAUCACGCGACUCGUGUUCGACCCGAAGCACAAGACACUGGCGCUGGUGAAGGACGGGCGCGUGAUUGGAGGGAUCUGCUUCCGCAUGUUCUCCACGCAGGGCUUCACCGAGAUUGUCUUCUGCGCCGUUACCUCCAACGAGCAGGUCAAGGGGUACGGCACCCACCUGAUGAACCACUUGAAGGAGUACCACAUCAAGCAGGGCGUGCUGCACUUCCUUACCUUCGCAGACGAGUACGCCAUCGGCUACUUCAAGAAGCAGGGCUUCUCCAAGGACAUCAAGAUCCCCAAGAGCAAGUACGUGGGCUACAUCAAGGACUACGAGGGCGCCACGCUCAUGGGCUGCGAGCUCAACCCCAGGAUCCCCUACACGGAGUUCUCCGUCAUCAUCAAGAAACAGAAGGAGAUAAUAAAGAAGCUGAUUGAGCGCAAGCAGGCGCAGAUCCGCAAGGUGUACCCCGGCCUCACGUGCUUCAAGGAGGGCGUGCGGCAAAUCCCCAUCGAGAGCAUCCCUGGCAUCCGUGAGACCGGCUGGAAGGCCAGCACCAAGGACAAGGGGAAGGAGCCUAAGGACAGUGAGCAGCUUUACAACACGCUCAAGAGCAUCAUGCAGCAGGUGAAGGGUCAGCCCAGCGCCUGGCCAUUCAUGGAGCCCGUGAAGAAGUCUGAAGCCCCUGAUUACUACGACGUCAUUCGCUUUCCCAUGGACCUGAAGACGAUGAGUGAGCGACUGAAGAACCGCUACUACGUGACCAAGAAGCUCUUCAUGGCCGACAUGCAGCGCAUCUUCACCAACUGCCGCGAAUACAACCCCCCCGAGACGGAGUACUACCGCUGCGCCAACACGCUCGAGCGCUUCUUCUACAACAAGAUGAAGGAGGCCGGUCUCAUCGACAAGUAGCGGUGGUGGCUGUGGUUGUGCGGAUCCCAGGCUUGGGACAGAGCCCGAAUCUCAAGCGGCCGAACAAACGUGGAAAUCGACGCGAGUCCAGACCGCUAAUUGCCACGGGGGCCGGGGGUGUCGCCCACCAGCUCUCGUUGCAGGGGCGCGUUCGACGAGCGAGUUCUCCUGCCGUUUGGAAACGGUGGCGCUGCGAAUCGUCGGCGACACAGAGCUGCUGCGAGCGCAUGACGCGUGGAAGGAACAAUCGGAACUUUUCGUGCUGCCAGCAUUGGCGCCGCGGCGAUCCGUGGGUGCGUUGAGGACGGACCACCGCGUCGUUUAGCGCUUGCAUUGUCAACAGGAGGGUGGAGUAUAAACACGCACGCAAUGAGGGAUGAAAAAGUUGUUUUAUUACUCGCUUGGGAGUGGCGUGCCCUUGAGUCAACGAGUGCCUGCAGUGCAACAGAAUGCAAAGUCGGUGAAGGGUUUUUGCCGAUAAGCAUUCGACUGCAGUUGUAGUUCUGUAUAUUUUUAGUACAUACUGACGUGUAUGAAUUUAAAUGUGAAUGUUAAAAGUACGAUUUGCACACCGAAUGUAUAGUCGCAGGUAGUUGACUAAUUGUACUUUGUGGGCGAGAGUGAUCGUUUGACUACACACACACACACGGCUUAAAUGCACAAAUGCAUCUUCCUGCCGAUUCGCUCUAUUAUUGGCAAUGGAAACAAGGUCACAUUUUUAUUCUAAAAACUAGGAAGAAGAAUCGUGCGUAUGUAUUUAUGUUGAACUUCUUUCGCACUGAACGUAACCAACCGUGCUAAUCGGAGGUGCGGAUGUAUGGAUUCUGCACCGCUUUCCAAUAGGCUUUGCUGAUGGAAGUAUUUAUUCAGCGAUGAGAACGAUACGUUCCAAACCACACGGCGAGAUGACAACACACGGCACGUGAUGUGAUGCAAAUCCUAAUUGCAACAUAACUUUACACGAACAUUAAGUUCGUAUGGGAUGAACUUUGAGAUAGUUACGUCCCCUACAGACAAGUAAGAUAUUACAUUUCGAUUUAAAGCUUUCGUGACUGCAGGGAUUCAUCUUCUUGGUUCUUUCGGUAAAGUCACGUAGAAGGGAAGUAAUAAAAUAAUAAAAAUAAAACAAUAAAAUAAUUCUCACGACGUUUCGGCCACAACGCAAGCAGCCGUCUUCAGGUGAAGAAUGAGACACUGUCAAGCUUGGAGCGUAUACAUAAGCUGGGUUGGAGGUGGAAGAAGAGCGCCUUGACAAAAGAAUUUGCAUAUCAAAAGGAAUUUAGCAUAUUAAUGAAAAUGCGUAGGAGGUGGGCAGGGGGGUUUCAAAGUCAUAUGCCCAUGCAUUAUGCAGGAUUAGCAGCAUCAAAGGGAGGGGGUAGGGGGUAGCAUUAACAAAGAGAGGGAAGGUUAAUAGUAUGUAGAAGCCACGAAACAUGUCAAUGGGAGAGCGGCGUCAGGAAACCCGCAGUGGAGCAAAUAAUGCAUUCCCUGUGGAGAACACAAGAUACACAGUCAAUGCCAGUGAGUGGACUGCGGUCUGAAAGUCAAGGCGCUCUUCUUCCACCUCCAACCCAGCUUGUAUAUACGCUCCAAGCUU
Lethenteron reissneri (Far Eastern brook lamprey) is the source of this 4057-nucleotide messenger RNA. It is a transcript of the gene KAT2B, whose product is annotated as lysine acetyltransferase 2B. Gene Ontology annotation, molecular function: histone H3 acetyltransferase activity; protein binding. NCBI's taxonomy places the organism in Eukaryota, Metazoa, Chordata, Hyperoartia, Petromyzontiformes, Petromyzontidae. The record is from RefSeq and is a predicted model, not a curated record. Gene Ontology annotation, cellular component: ATAC complex; nucleus. Gene Ontology annotation, biological process: chromatin remodeling; positive regulation of transcription by RNA polymerase II.